AAAAUGUAGAAAAGAAAAGGGACCACAAAAGCUCUCCAUUAUUCCUAUUUGAAGCAAGCCUUAGAUAGGUCUCAUAGUACCAGUACGACCACAGAAAGAAGAGUGGAGAAAUGGCGAUGGAGAAAUGUUUCGGAAUGGGUACAACCAGAGCCACUGUUCUACAACACACCCAUCGUCAUUUUGCAUCCAUCGAUGCUCCAUGUUUCACCAAGGCUCCCAUGAUGAAGUCCUCCACUCUCACCUCCUCCUUUUUCAAACUCCGAUGCAGCAACCGGUCCAACCGAAUCGUCUGCAAAUCUGCCGUAAAUCAAGUGGAAGUGGUAACAGACUGCACAUGGACUGAAUUGGUGGUAGCAGCUGACCUGCCGGUGCUGGUGGAAUUCUGGGCACCAUGGUGUGGGCCAUGCCGGAUGAUUGCUCCGGUGGUGGAUGAAUUGGCUAAAGAAUAUUCUGGCAAAGCAGUAUGUUUUAAGAUCAACACCGAUGAUUGCCCGAAUAUAGCAUCACAAUAUGGAAUAAGAAGCAUUCCGACAUUGCUUUUCUUCAAGAAUGGAGAGAAGAAAGAGAGUGUUGUUGGUGCUGUCCCUAAAUCCACUCUUAUUGCCACUUUAGAUAAGUAUAUUGACUAAUGAUUAAUCAAUUCUUCUCUUGAAUUUUAAGCCACUUUUAUUGCAUUCUACAAAGAAAUUGUAUAUGAAAAGUUGUAAAACUGUUUUUAAUGUUAAUAUAUUGCCUAUAACAAUUACAUCAA
Cynara cardunculus var. scolymus (artichoke) is the source of this 751-nucleotide messenger RNA. RefSeq names its product thioredoxin 1-like. The transcript has 2 exons. The record is from RefSeq and is a predicted model, not a curated record. The coding region runs from base 111 to 629 and encodes 172 amino acids. Lineage: Eukaryota; Viridiplantae; Streptophyta; Magnoliopsida; Asterales; Asteraceae. Gene Ontology annotation, molecular function: oxidoreductase activity, acting on a sulfur group of donors, disulfide as acceptor; protein-disulfide reductase activity. Gene Ontology annotation, cellular component: cytoplasm.